Messenger RNA from Megachile rotundata (alfalfa leafcutting bee), 951 nucleotides. RefSeq lists its product as uncharacterized. Gene Ontology annotation, cellular component: Z disc; cytoplasm; nucleus. Lineage: Eukaryota; Metazoa; Arthropoda; Insecta; Hymenoptera; Megachilidae. The record is from RefSeq and is a predicted model, not a curated record. Gene Ontology annotation, biological process: muscle tissue development; sarcomere organization. Gene Ontology annotation, molecular function: actinin binding; structural constituent of muscle.
UUCGGGGAUACGCGCGGAAACGACCACAAUUGCAUCAUGAAAAUGCAGGAUGCACAUCAUAGGCCCUGUUGCAAUAACAAUAAUAACGAGGAAUACGGUAACUCAUAUGACAUUUGGCAAGCGGACGAUCCGGUUGGUAAACACCGCGGCGGAUACGAAAAUCUUAAAGUAAAUCAUACCGAAGACACUGGCAGAAUACAUUUUGAAAAAAGCACGUCGGACUGUUGCGACGGCGAAGAAGACCUUUCGAGCAAAUGCAAUGAGAUCGAGAACAAUCGUGGACAGGACCAUUGCUCCGACGGUAAUUCAGAGUCGCACCUGUACAGAACAAUGAACGAAAAAGAUGGAUCGAAAGAAGAAGCGUCGUACUCUCAUCAAAGUGGUCCAAAUUCAUCGAACGGUCAUGACGAAAGCGAACGUAUGCGGGGAGGAUGUGGCGGACCGUGUGGACCUCGUCCAAAGGUUCUAUGUGGAACGAUAAAAGCUGUUGAAACUACUUGCCACUGUGCAAAAAGAGAACCAGAACCAUGUCGCACAAUUGUUACAGCCUGUGCAUGCUCGUCACCGUGCGUCGAUAGACGUGGUUGUUGUCCAUCGAUGAACGAUCGACCGAUCUGCAAGAAACCGAUUAUCAGAUGUCGUCAACCGUGCACAGCAGAGUCUCAAUCCUGUGGUAGUGGAGGAUGUUGUGGAAGUGGUUGCCGUGGUGGUUGUGGAAAACCUGGGCAAACAUGUAUGCCAGCAAGACCAUGCACCAUACCACCUUGUCGACCGUGUUCACCUUGUUCUCCACCUCGACCUUGUCCUCCCAUACAGAUUUGUUGUUGCGGCCGAAAAUGUGGAAAUUGUGCAAGUGCUGGCACGAGUUGUUGUCGGUGAGGAUAUUACGAUAUCGUUGAUACUUUAAAGGUAAAGUUAUAACGGGUACCUGUUCAGUACAUCGCGAAGAGA